Molecule: messenger RNA, 2969 nt
Organism: Onychostoma macrolepis
Lineage: Eukaryota; Metazoa; Chordata; Actinopteri; Cypriniformes; Cyprinidae
Gene: tbx3b
Product: T-box transcription factor 3b
Exons: 7
Coding region: 352-2106 (584 amino acids)
Biological process (GO): cell fate specification; regulation of transcription by RNA polymerase II; vasculogenesis
Cellular component (GO): nucleus
Molecular function (GO): RNA polymerase II cis-regulatory region sequence-specific DNA binding; DNA-binding transcription factor activity, RNA polymerase II-specific
Source: RefSeq, a predicted model, not a curated record
GGAGCCAAUCAGAAACCCCUGACUGACCCGACCCGACAACAAACCACCAUGCUGUCCUGAGAUCCGGCAUAAGGUCCCCAGGGUUCAUCAUCUGUACGCGCGAGACCUCAUAAAACAACCUUUACGGUCUCUGCAGUUGGGUUCUUCACUCAACAGGACAAAGCCAUGAAAGCAUGAAAAUGGAUGAAAAAGGCGAGAUGUCUGCAACUUCUGACAUAGCCUACUGAAACUAGCAUGAUUCCACAUAAGCUGAAGGCUUCAGAGAGGAGUUAUUAGCUAUCUUCACUGUGAGGAUGAAGUGAUUAUUGAUGACGUUAUGAAAUAACCCCACAAACAGCGCAAGUUGAGAGAAUGGCGUAUCAGCACUUUAUACCGGCCAGUCCUAUUGACCUCACUAUUAGUUCGAUGCUCGGACAGCAGUCCCAGUUUUUUCCUGUUGGAUACGGGAAACAGCAGUAUGCGAACGUGCUCCAUAAUUCGGUUCGUCUGGCGCUCAAAGACUCCGCGUCUCCCGCGCACCUCUCUGUGGAGACGAGAGACCCUGGACUGGCACCUGAGGAUGACCCCGUGGUUCACCUGGAAGGCAAGGAACUGUGGGGGCAGUUUCACAGAAGCGGCACGGAGAUGGUCAUAACAAAGUCUGGAAGGCGAAUGUUUCCAGCAUUCAAAGUGCGCUGCAGCGGCUUGGACAGGAAGGCGAGGUACAUCCUGCUGAUGGAUAUAGUCGCGGCUGAUGACUACAGAUAUAAGUUUCACAACUCUCGCUGGAUGGUGGCUGGAAAGGCCGAUCCAGAAAUGCCCAAACGAAUGUACAUCCACCCGGACAGUCCUGCUACCGGGGAACAAUGGAUGUCUAAAGCUGUGACAUUUCAUAAGCUCAAACUGACGAACAAUAUAUCUGACAAACAUGGAUUUACCAUAUUAAACUCCAUGCACAAAUAUCAGCCAAGGUUUCAUAUCGUUCGAGCCAACGACAUCCUCAAACUUCCUUACAGCACAUUCAAAACCUAUUUGUUUCCUGAGACAGAAUUUAUCGCUGUGACAGCAUACCAAAACGAAAAGAUAACUCAGCUGAAGAUCGAUAAUAACCCAUUUGCGAAAGGAUUCCGAGAUACUGGAAAUGGGAGACGAGAGAAAAGGAAACAGAUGUUGCGUCAGAGGUGUGAUGUGGCACCAAAAAAAGCCAAUGUGUUCACAGACGACUCAUCUUUUGACCAAAGUUCAUCAAAUCCUUUAAUUCAAGAAACAAAUGUCGUUACAUCAACUUCAACAGAUACGAAUGAGAAUGACAUUGAUGGAUAUGGAGAUGAGAAGGAAAGCAAUGAAGAUGGAAAACAUUCAAUUUCUCAAGAUGAGCAAAAUUCGGCAGAAAUCUCAACAACGGUGCAAGAGUCCAAGGACAAUUCAAAAGAGGAGAUACAAGGAGAAAGGAACAUAAGGGUCAACAGCAAAGAAAAGCAUUGUAAAGAGGAUAUUGAAAAUGUAACCUUGGAUAGAAAACAUGCUGAACAACACAAGUUUGCAGAUGAUGUGACUGACGUUUCUCAGAAGGGUUCGCUCACUCGGCACUAUUACAUCCCCACUCCUGGCCUAAUGAAUUCUCUGUGUGUGCCGCCACAUCUCUUGUCAAAUUUAUGCCAGUUUAAUUAUGUUGGAACACUUCCGUUUUUGGCAUCUGAAGCAACUGGUCCUUGGUUAUGUAGAAGGUCAAAUGAAGGGGAGGGUCAAGAUUACACCACUUCAGUCUCAUCCUCAAAACAAAGACCUAUUGUAAUGCCUGAUUUUCAGCAGCACAGAACAACCUCUCAGGGUGUGACUGUCUCAGCGCAUGGAAAUGUCUUAUCUUACCCACAGAGUUACAUGACCACAUCUGCUGCCACGUCAUCUGCUGUAUCAUACCAGGUUCAAGGCUCCCCCUUUUUCAACGCUAGCUACCGAUCGCGAUGCAGACCCUACCCUUUGCCAAUGUGGGUGCAUGGCCGAAAAAUGCCACAAACCUCAGUAUUUGUACCAUAUGGUGAAACUGAUACAAAUGAGCAUGCUGGUAUUACAACUCCUGGAUCAAAACCUAAUGAGGAUCAAAACACAUCGUGUCGGGAUCUCUAGAGAUGCCUCUACAGGAGCAACAACAAAUUCAGCUGUAAUGAUGUGCAUUAUGGAAUGGUUAGAGUCUAUUGUAUGUAUCAACUGAAGAUCAGAAGAUCUGGAUUAAAAAUUAAUAUAUACUAUUUAUUCUUUAGUCUUUAUCUGCUGUGUAAAAGUGUGAAAAAUGUGUAAAAUACAUGAAGUUGCAGAGCAACCAUUAAAUAAAUUUCAUACAGUUUUUCUCCUUGUUUUUCUUAACCAUAUGACUAGUAUACAACUCACUUAAGCAUAUUUUAAGCUAUAGACAAUAUAUAACAGUCCUAGAAAUAUUGUUUCAGUCUACCUAUAAUUAAAUUCUUCUUAUUUUCUUUUUCCUGAAGAUCAAUUAAAGGUUAAGCCACUUUUUUUAUAGCCUACCUAAAAUUAGGUUUAUAUAUUUAAGAUUAAGUACUUUUAUUUAACAUAUACAUACAACAAACUACCCCAAUCCUUUUAUUUUCUUGCGGCCAAAAUCUGCUCCUCUAUGAUGGUCAUCAUUUCACCACAAGAGGUCACCCAUGACCGUAUGAUGGAGCCAGAUCUGCUGGGGUACUGAAUAAAAAGGUUCACUCAAGGCAAGAGGCUUAAAAAGUAUUUAAAAUUUCAUAUUUAAAAAGUUCAAAUGAUGUAAAUUAAGAUAUUACAUUUCUAAAUAAAUCUCAUAACACAUAGGCUAGUAAUGUAAUAUAUUACAUUUCUAAAUAAAGCUCUAAAUAAAAUGUACCACCCCAAAUGUAUGCCUAAGUGUGCCCUAUAAUCCAUAAAAUAUAUUGGAAAAUACAAAACUACUAACGUUAGUAAUGUAAUGUUAGUCUAUUAAAAACUCUGGUAAACUAAUCUCAGGA